Molecule: messenger RNA, 2781 nt
Organism: Acytostelium subglobosum LB1
Lineage: Eukaryota; Evosea; Eumycetozoa; Acytosteliales; Acytosteliaceae
Exons: 8
Coding region: 1-2781 (926 amino acids)
Biological process (GO): regulation of DNA-templated transcription; mRNA export from nucleus; protein import into nucleus
Cellular component (GO): nuclear pore; nuclear pore outer ring
Molecular function (GO): structural constituent of nuclear pore
Source: RefSeq, a predicted model, not a curated record
AUGUCAUUCAAAGGCUUUGGCUGGAGUGACAAGGACAACAACAAUGAUCCAACAUUGAACAACAAUAACCAACAACAACAGUCAUCAUCAAUGUUUGAUUAUAAUGAUAACAACUAUACAGGUUCAAUAUGGGGCACAACAACAACAUCAGCUAAUAACAACAAUGAUCAUAUGCCAUCACAUAUUAAUGAUGAUAUCGAUGAUGAUGACUUUGACAUAAAUAUGCUACCAGACGAUGAGAUCAACUUUAGUAGCAUACUUAACUCAUCGAUGAGGAGUCCAUUAACAACUGGUACAGCGUCACGAUCAAUGUUUGCUACACAACAACAACAACAGACGGAUUUGGCCACGCCAACAGGCUUGGAAGACAUCGAUGUCAACACAAACAAUGAGCAACUGGAGAACUUCAGACUGAUGACCCAGAACAAGACCGACGAUCACAUUCUCUACGACAUUGUCGAAGGACAAGUCACUCGCAAUCAACUCGACUACAUGUCCAUCGCCAUGGAACUCAGGUCGUACUGCGCCUCAAAACUGGCACUACUCAAUCAUGAGCUCGAGAGUCAUUACUUCCUCCCCAACAAGAAGGAGACUGAACGUCUGGCCGCACUAUAUCAGAAAGAGAAGGACACAUGGGAGAUCCUGUGUCGUCUCUACCAAGACAGAGAUGUGGACUAUCCAAAGGAGAUGGAUCAGGAAGAUAUAACCAUGGAUACAGAGGCCUCAACACAGGUCGAUGUCGUGAAUAUGAUCAUUAAGAAGGAUUACUAUAUGCGUGAGAACAUCAUCGUGUUGAAUUGGUUGGAGGAGAUGGCCUCAACGAUCAAGUACAGCGACGAGCCAGUAUGUUGGAGCAAAACACUCGAGCGUCUUAGAAUGGGCAAUCAGUCAUCAGGCUUGAUCAAGCAGCUGGAUCCCGAUGCACCACAGCGCACCAACCUCAAGCUGGACCUCACCGAUCAGAAGGACGACAAUCAGUUCUUGGCGACGCUGUGGUCGAUCAUACGCUCGGGCAACCGCGAGUUGGCCGUGCAGUUCUGCGCGCACGUCGGACAGCAUUGGCGCGCACAGACGCUCAUUGGCGACGCCAAGUUUGCCGGCGAGAUGGAGGUGGGCAACCCCUUCCGCAACCUGUGGCGAUCGACCUGUCUGCAGCUGUCGAACAACACACACAACGAGCACGAGCGCGCGAUAUACGGCCUGCUGGCAGGCAACAUUGGCAACGCGUUGGUGGCCUGCAAGGACUGGAACGACUACCUCUGGACAUACACACGCGUUCUCAUCGAUGAGAAGCUCAAUGAAAUGCUGCGCUCGAUCCCGACGCCGCCCACAUCCGAGGAGGAUGCUGCUGCAAUCCCCGCAUCACUCUCCACCAACUACACGGCCAAGGACUUACUGCACAUCCUGCGAACAAACUCACCAACCGAGAUCAUGAACCAAUCAAUCGAGCCAUAUCACAUCAUUCAAGACAGAGUCAUCUCGAAUGACUAUCAAACACUCCUUCAAUCUCUUAUCGAGCUGAUCAAGACAGGCAAGCAAACACCCGAGUUCCUUCGCCUGGCAGUGUCCCUGAUCCUGUUCUACAGGUUCCGCGCACCAAACUACCAAGUGAUCGAGGACGAGAAGGCACCAGAGAACAUCAUCAUAUACUCAUACAUCAGUCAUCUGAUUGACACUCAAAGAAACGACUUGGUAGCGCUGUACACAUCAUUCUUGGGCAGCAAUGUACAAAGAAUCAAGAUAUACUCCAAGUUCUUGGAGGGCAUCACUGAGCAAGAGGAACGACAAACCUGUUUGAAGCAGGCCGAGAAGUUCAAGUUGGACACGGACGUCAUCACUCAGACAGUGGUCAACAACAUUACGGCACAGAACAGAGGCGUCUCUGCACGCUCGUCAUCAAGCACGACACCAGCCGACGUUGCCAAGAUCGACGCCAUCGCAUGGCUUUGCUUCAACCCUCAGCAACGUAUCGAGGCCGUGUUCAAGUCCAAUUUGCUCAUUCGCGAGUUUGUUUCCGAUGGAAAGAGCGACGCCGCGCAACAACUGCUAGAUGCACUGCCCAAGAACACAGUGGCCAUCUCACAAGCAGAGAGCACACGUUCAGAGAGCGAGACCGUGGACAUACUCAAGGAGUUUACAAACUGGGCACAAUACCUUGAGGCUACCAGGCGCAUUGGACUAUGGGCGCAUAACUACUCCAAGAGGCCCAAGCAGACGACACUCUACUUCAGGCUGACUGGCAAGGAAUCAUACGCUCAGAAGUUGGACCUUGAGAGGAGAAAGAAGGAGAUUGAGGAGGAGUAUGGACAAUGGAACCAGAACAAUAUGAUGUAUGGCAAGGAUGCCAUUGAGUCUACAUUCAAGAUAUUGAAACAGACUUGGUUAUGUCCUGAGCAUGCACAAGAUGGUGUCUUUGAGAACCCAGAUGAGAAUGAGAGACAGAUACAUGCACUUAGAGUUCAUUGUAUUCCUGCAUUGUUCUUCUCACUGCAUCAGGUGUUGGUGGGCACUGGACACAUCAAGAAGAGUUCAAAGUUAUGCAAUCUAUUGGCAGACGAACGAUUCAAAUGGUACAAUGUGUUCAGUCAAGAGCAACUACAGGAGAUGCUCAUUUUAGCUCAAACAAGCCUUGUAGCAAUGAUGGAUGAUUCGACACGUCAACAACGACAACAACGACAGGAUGAACAUCAUCAUCAUGGACAACAAUAUGACAACGUCGACACUACGAUGCAUGGUGGAGGCAGAACUUUCUAUUCCUCGCAACCAGUCCACAGUCAAUGA